Rubroshorea leprosula is the source of this 1560-nucleotide messenger RNA. The record is from the annotation of a GenBank genome assembly. Lineage: Eukaryota; Viridiplantae; Streptophyta; Magnoliopsida; Malvales; Dipterocarpaceae.
UAUGGUCCCAUCAUGAGGCUCCAACUGGGCAGAAAGAUUUGUAUUGUCAUAAGCUCCGCUUCGCUCGCCAAAAUAAUCCUAAAAGACAACGAUGCAAUCUUUGCUAACCAUGAUGUUUUAGCAACUUCGAAGAUUCUAUUGUAUGGUGGGAUUGAUAUUGUUUUCAGCCCUAAUGGCCCGCAGUGGAGGAAGAUGAGAAAGAUUUUUGUUCAUCAACUGAUGAGCAAUGCGAGCCUUGAUGCCUGCUAUGCACUUCGCCAACAGGGAGUACGAGAAAUGGUGAAGGAUGUGCAUAGCAAGGCCGGUUCCCCAAUUGAUAUCAGCGAGCAAAUGUUUAUUAUGGUGCUGAACAUAACGAUGAGCAUGGUAUGGGGUGCUCCGUUGCUUGGGGAGGAAAGGAACAGCAUAGGGCCCGAGUUUAGACGGUUAGUAAAGGAGGUUGUUGAAUUGGCCUCAACACCCAAUAUCUCUGAUUUUUUCCCAGUCUUGGCUCCAUUUGAUCUUCAAGGAAUCGAGUCAAAAACGAAGAAGAUUCUUCUUUGGUUCGAUCAGAUGUUUGAAUCAGUCAUAGCAGGCCGAAUGAAGGUUAACGGUAAGGGUAAAAACAAGGAUUUGUUGCAGUUCUUGUUAGAACUGAGGCAUCAAGAAGAUGAUGGAAGUACCCCAUGUUUAUCGAUGGAUGAAAUUAAAGCAUUGUUUAUGGAUAUUUUACUUGCUGCUACAGAUACUUCAGCAACCACGGUGGAGUGGACAAUGACAGAAAUGCUACGACAUCCAGCAAAAAUGAGAAGAGCAAGGGAAGAAAUUGAGGAAGUGGUCGGAAACCAGAACAUUGUGGAGGAGUCUCAUUUGCCCAAACUGAUAUAUUUGGAUGCAGUCAUAAAAGAGACACUCCGAUUACAUCCAACAGUUCCCUUCCUGGUGCCCCGCAACCCCAGCAAGGAUUGUUGCAUAGCCGGAUACACAAUCCCUCAAGGCUCCAAAAUCUUGAUUAAUUUAUGGAAAAUUCAGAGGGACCCUGAGGUUUGGGAAAACCCUUUGGAAUUUGAACCGGAGAGGUUCUUGAAAGAACCAGAAAAAGGUGAUUACCAUGGAAACUUUUUUUAUUUUCUUCCUUUUGGGUCUGGGAGGAGAAUUUGUGCGGGACUUCCUCUAGCUGAGAGAAUGAUGAAGUAUGUGCUGGCUACUCUGUUGCACUCUUUUGAAUGGGAAAUACCGAUUGAAGUGGAACUUGAUGUAUCAGAGAGAUUUGGAAUUGUUAUGAAGAAAAUGAACCCUCUUGUUGCCAUACCUAUUCCAAGAUUAGCUACUUUGGGGCAGUCCUACUGAGGCUAGGAGAGAUGGAACAUGUUAGCAACAGUGCCCAUCAAUGAGUUAUGUAUGCUAGUUUAUUUGUCGUUUGGCAGAGUACACUAAAUGCUUGGGCUGCUUUUAAGCACAUUCACCCCAAAGCAUUGCUGUGUGUUGAUGAGACGUAUUUCACAACAAGAAGAUGCCAAAUUACACGUUAGUUUGGGUGGAAAGAAUGGAUGUGAUUUUUAAUAAAUUUUAUACAAGUUU